AUGGCGUCCAUGGACCAGGCCGUGCUCGGCAAGUACAUGGGCCUCGACACGGGCGACGACUGCCAGGUCGAGUACGUCUUCCUCGACAAGGACCAGGUCGCGCGGUCCAAGUGCCGCACGCUGCCCCUCAAGAAGGUCCAGGGCCCCGUGGACGCGUACCCCAAGUGGAACUACGACGGCUCGUCGACGGGACAGGCGCCCGGCGACGACUCCGAGGUCAUGAUCGUGCCCCGCGCCAAGUACCCCGACCCCUUCCGCGGCGGGAACCACGUCCUCGUGCUCUGCGACACCUACGAGCCCGACGGGACGCCUCUACCGACGAACACGCGCGCGCCCGCCGUCGCCCGCUUCGAGUCGGGCGGCGCGAAGGAGCAGGUGCCCUGGUACGGCCUCGAGCAGGAGUACACGCUCUUCAACCUCGACGGCGUCACGCCCCUGGGCUGGCCCGUCGGCGGCUUCCCCAAGCCCCAGGGCCCCUACUACUGCGGCGCGGGCGCGGACCGCGCGUUCGGCCGCGCCGUGUCCGAGGCGCACUACCGCGCGUGCCUCUACGCGGGCCUCGAGGUCUCGGGCACGAACGCCGAGGUCAUGCCCGGCCAGUGGGAGUACCAGAUCGGCCCCUCCAUCGGCAUCGACGCCGCGGACCAGCUCACGAUCUCGCGCUACAUCCUCAGCCGCGUCUGCGAGGACCUCGGCGUCAUCGUCACCAUCGACCCCAAGCCCAUCGCCGGCGACUGGAACGGCGCGGGCAUGCACAUCAACUUCUCCACCGAGUCCACGCGCAAGGAGGGCGGCCUCGCGGUCAUCGAGGCCAUGUGCGAGAAGCUCGGCGCGAAGCACACGGAGCACAUCGCCGCGUACGGCGAGGGCAACGAGCGCCGCCUCACGGGCGACUGCGAGACGGCCUCCAUCGACCAGUUCUCCUACGGCGUCGCCGACCGCGGCUGCUCCAUCCGCAUCCCCCGCGACACCGCGGCCGACAAGAAGGGCUACCUCGAGGACCGCCGCCCCGCGUCCAACGUGGAUCCCUACGUCGCGACGUCGCUCAUCUUCGCGACCUGCACGUCCGCCUAG
Messenger RNA from Aureococcus anophagefferens, 1074 nucleotides. RefSeq lists its product as hypothetical. The coding region runs from base 1 to 1074 and encodes 357 amino acids. The record is from RefSeq and is a predicted model, not a curated record. The transcript has a single exon. Gene Ontology annotation, molecular function: glutamine synthetase activity. Gene Ontology annotation, cellular component: cytoplasm. NCBI's taxonomy places the organism in Eukaryota, Pelagophyceae, Pelagomonadales, Pelagomonadaceae.